GCUCUCCCACUUCUAAAGCGGCUGCCGGCUGUUGCUUAGCUUUCCUGUCGCUGUAGGGAGAUUCAGUGUUACUUUCCUCGGCGCGGUCCAAUUUCUCCUCUUCCGUGCCUGGAGCAAGAGAGGGAGUCCAACUGCAGGGAGUUCCGCAGAUUCAGAUUAUGUGAAGAUGAAUAGGAAAGUGCAGCAAGCAUGACAUCUCUGGCCAACAUCAUUCCUUCCCCACAGUCUGAGUGGGUCUCCUUCAGUGACGGCCUUCACCGUUCUGUUACUUCCCAAGGUCAUACUAGGGAGCCACUUGAGAGAUUUUUUUCCUCCUCUGAUACUUCCUCUGAAGGCAUCCAAAAUCUAGAUGGAGAACUGCCAAGUUUUUCACAUGCUGAAUUGGGAGAAAGAAUAAACAAAACAACUGUAGGUCUUGAUCUGCCUUCAUCCUUCAGCACAUGGGUCCAGUUUGAAGAUGCACCUUGGACCAACAAUUCACCAGAGCAUCCACAUACAGACUCAUCUCCAAAAGUAUUUUGUUGGAUGUGUCCUUCUUUGGGAUAUUCUGAGAGACAACCUCUUACUUCAGAGAGCAGCUGGACAACUACUUCAGAGAACAGUAGCAGCCCAAGUAUCACCCCUUCCUACACUGAUCUUCAAUCAAUAAAUACAGAGGAUUUGACUAGUGGAAGAGCAUCUGCUGAAGACUCAACUGACAAUUCUUCAUCUCUUCUUGAAGAUGAGGAGCUAGGAAUGGAGGCCACCAGCUGGCAGCUGAACAACACAUCCAUUAAUGGCCACGGUGAAAGUGCAACCACAGCCCGUUUCCCCAGCUGGGUGACCUUUGAUGACAAUGAAGUUAGUUCCACUUCUCCAAUAACUACAUCUCCUGUGAAACAAGAUUCUUCAUCGUUAUCAGAAGGAGCAACAACAGCAACCACACAGGUCAUAGAUGUGAACACUAGUACCCCUUUAUCCUUUAAAAAAAGGGAACGCCCCAAGAGCACCUUGAGUGAUUUUUCUAAAGUUCAGAAGCUCGACCUUUCUUCCAUCACCUUGCCAUCAGUUGGGGGAACACCGCCCUGGAGUGCUACUAAUCCUUUCCUUGAUGUAUCACUAAAGGAUGUUCAACCUUCUCCUAUCAAUCCAUUCAGUUCUUUCUUUGAGGAAAGGGAUAGACGUACCCAAGGCAACUCUCUCUCUGGAAACACUAGUAAAAAGCAGAGAGAUUCUCUUCUUAUCCUUCAUCAGGAACCUGAUUCCAUUAGCUUCAAUGAGCCAAGUACACACCUCAGACAUAGAGAUGCUAUUGAGCAACUCAAGCAGCUCCAUAUUGGUGAUCCAGAUCAACUGAACAGCCUCAGUCUGCCAGAUGAUGACCCUACAAUCUCCACUGAGCUCUAUAAUACCAUGUCCACUUUGGGGCCACCUCAGCAAAAAGAUGGCUGGCCAAUGAUGCUGAGGAUACCAGAAAAGAAGAAUAUAAUGUCUUCUAGGCACUGGGGUCCAAUAUAUGUCAAACUGAAAGACAGAAGAUAUUUACAACUCUUCUAUGAAAAGGGAUUGGAAAAGCCUUUUAAGGAAUUCAAGCUUGAAAUAAAUCAUGAGGUUUCAGAGCCCAAGCUUCAAAAUUAUGAUGAAAAUGGAAGGAUACACAGUGUGAGAAUAGACCGUGUUACUUACAAAGAAAAAAAGAAAUACCAGCCAAAGCCAGCUGUUUCUCACAUAGCAGAAAAGGAACAGGUUAUUAAGCUAGGCACCACCAAUUAUAAUGAUUUCCUUAGUUUUAUCAGGGCUGUUCAGGAUUCAUUGAUGGAUUUGCCUGCUUCCUCAACAGAUUUAAGUACAGUUGGACUUAAUUACCAAGAGGAAGAAAUCACUGUUGACGUAAAGGAUGAAUUCUAUGGAAUUUUGGCCAAAGGAGACAACAGGAUCUUGCAGUAUAAUGUAUUGACACGAGUACACGUGCUCAGCUUUCUUUCUGGACUGGCAGAGUGUAGGCUGGGCCUCAACGACAUUCUUAUUAAAGGGAAUGAAAUUGUUUUGCGGCAGGACAUCAUGCCCACAACCACUACCAAGUGGAUUCAAUUGAAUGAUUGCCAUUUCCAUUCAUGUGUGGAUGAAGAGGCAUUUGCCAGUGCCCGUGUCAUUAUGUUUAACCCUUUGGAUGCUUGCCGGUUCGAACUGAUGCGCUUUAGGAGUGUCUUUUCUGAGAAGACCAUGCCUUUUACUCUAAGGGUUACGGCUAGUGUCAAUGGUGCUGAGGUAGAGCUUCAGAGCUGGCUGAUGAUGUCACCAGGGUUCUCAUCCAACAGAGAUCCUCUAAGUCAAGUCCCCUGUGAAAAUGUGAUGAUUCGUUAUCCUGUGCCGCAUAAGUGGGUGAAAAACUUCCGGAGAGACAGUGUCCUUGGGGAGAAGUCCUUGAAAGCAAAGGUGAACAAAACUGCUAGCUUUGGAUCCACCAGCGUGUCUGGCUCUGAGCCAGCAAUGAGGGUAACACUAGGAACUGCCAAAUACGAGCAUGCUUUCAAUUCCAUUGUGUGGAGGAUAAAUCGCCUACCUGAUAAAAAUUCUGCUGCAGGUCAUCCUCAUUGCUUCUUUUGCCAUCUGGAACUUGGCUCAGACCGGGAAGUGCCUUCUCAUUUUGUCCGCUAUGUGGAUGUAGACUUUGAUAUGCCAGCAAGUUCAGCAUCCAAGGCUGCCAUUCGGUCCAUCUCUGUGGAAGGCAAGACUGAUGUGAGGAAGUGGGUGAAUUAUGCAGCACAUUACAAUUAUAAGGUGGGAAUAGAGAGGAAAAAAAGCUUGAAUCCAGAUAAUUUGGGAGAAGACGGCGAUAAUGUCAAGGAAUGUGCUGUGCAAUGAAAGGAAGAAGUAGCUAUCUGAAAAGAAUAGAAGCAACAAGAAUUGAAGAACAAGGAAUGCCAUGCCUCCCUUCUGUAGUCCGAAGAACCAAGAAGUAUUUGAAGUGACAUUUUGCUCUCUGAACAUACUUAAAAAAUUCUUUUGGGAUAUGUUUGCUGAGUAGUUUGGGUAGAAUUACACUAAGUAUAUAGGCUUGCAGUGCACUCAAGCCUGUUUUCAUCUGUUCCAGUAUACUUUUUAGAGCAAAAUAACUGUAUUUUGUCAGCUACAGUUGUCAAAAUUCUAGUCUUGUUAAGUAUUUUCCAACCAUACACUUACAUACUGAUAACUGGUAAUUCAGUCUUCAGUGGAGUUUUUCCAGGUGAUCUGCAACAGCCCUGGGGAUGGGAGGUGUUGAAGAGACACCAUGAUAUCAACCUUUCCAUGUUUCUUUCAUGCCUAUGGCUCUCUGUGAGAAAUUCUAAACAACCUUUCCUAUCAGCUAUUGGUAGGUAGAGAGAGCCAUUGGGAACUCCAGAUGAAAGACACAUGAUCUCAGUUUUCCUGUAUGCCAUCUUUGAGGAAGAAUAUUUAAAUAUUGUAUACUUCCCUUGGCAAAUCAGAAACCUUUUAUGCAAUUUACUGAAAUACCAGAGUUAUUCUUUAGACAUGAUUUAGUUAUAGUUACCAGUUAAAAGGGACUAGGUGACUUUUGGAUCACUCUUACCUGGGAAGAUACUGAGGGGAAAGUAGAUUUAAUCUCAGUUAGAUGUUUAGCUAGGCUGGUUACUAUGUGUUCCCCAAAUCAUUACCAUACUGCAUACAUUAAUAUGCUGAACUUUUAAGUUUUGAUGAUGUUGGUAAAAAAAUUGGUCAACUUUUAUAAAUGCUGAUAAUGCUACUUUCAAAUUCUGUUUUAACACUACAUUUUAUUUCCGAGAUACUUCAAAGAAAUAAUUACUAUCUUACUAAACAAUUAAUGGUAUUACUUUAUACAAGGUAGACAUAGUGGCAUUACAGAGGUUUUUAUGAAUUCUUGUGUCCACACAGUCUUUUUCAUAGAGAUGAAAACUUGACUUCUUGAAAAAAAAUCUCUGUUUAUAGUUGUUUUUUAAAGAAUCAAGUUUCUAAUUUUCCAAUUUCUGGGAAUAUUCCUAAACAUGUCUGGACAUAUCUUUGAAGAAUUUUCUAUGAGUACACAUUGGAGCUUCAGUAUUCUCCAUAUCCUUUUUAAUCCCCCCUGAAGUAAAAGUUACCAAUUGCUAUAGGAGUUGUAGUCCAAUAUAUUGGGAAGAGCACCAAGUUGGGGAGCUGUACAUAUCUAUAAUCAUACUUUCUGUCAAGCAAGAAUUUAGAGUAUUUUUGCAUGGGUAUUGAUAUGUUUGUAUGAGUACAGAAAAUUCUGGUGGGCAUCUUUACUUCUGAAAAUGCCCGCCACAGUUGCCGGCAAGACAUCAGGAAAUCUGAUGUCUAGACCAGUUACUCAACCCUGAAGCACAACACUGCCCAAUAGAUAGUGCCAUGAAAGCCUACACACAGAAUCCUGUCUAAAAUAUUCUAGUGCUCUAAUAAAUCCCAGUUUUAAAUAAAUUACUAGGGCCAGAUUAGAUGCAAAUUUCACAUAUUUUGUCUUAUAGACCAUAUUAUUCUGGAAAAUGGGCUUGAUGAUGAAAUUACUGUCCAAUCGCUUGUAUAAGGAGGGGAAGCUGUAAUUGGUGCUUACUCAUAGGCCAACAAUUUCAGAAGAGAAUAUGUGGAAGUCAGGGGUGAAUUCUAGAAUCCUUGCUGCUCUCUGAGCUUAGUUGCUUGCUUACAGUUGUUUCAUUACCCAACUAAAUAAUAACAUCAAUGCAAAUACAGUAAGUGUGGGCUUUGCUGUUUGUAUACUGUUUAUAUACAGUAGCUUGCCCUGUCAGCUUUGGUGAUUUUUCUGUUGGUAGUUCUUUAAGCAGGGUAUUGUUUUCUGCUUGAUUGUUUGCCUGGUGUUAUUCCUUGUUUAUUUGGCUGUUGGCUGCUGGAGAGAAUAUAUUCUUAUCUUUUUUAUUUCUUCUUAUCUUUUUUAUUGUCUCAUUUGAACGGUAUAUAAAUGUGAUUUAUCUCUAUGUGUCUAUUGAUGGCUGGUUUGUCUGAUUGCCAAAUGUCCAGGAAUUCCCUAGCACUUUUGGAUUUAGUUUGUCUAAGAUGCUCAGAGUUUCCCAGUUGAAACUGUGGUUGAGUCAGCCCAUGUGUUGUGUUGUGAGAUUAAGGAGUUUUCAUGUCUUCUGACUGUUAAUUGGUGUUCAUGGAUGUGCUCUGUUAGUUUUCUGUUUGUCUGUCCUCCAUAGUAACUGUUACAAUCUUUACACCAUAUAUUAUAGAUGACUCUACAACAUACAUCUGUAGCAUACAGUGAAUCUUCUAUAACAGGGUAAAGAAUGGAACUGCCACUAUGUACCCACUGGAAAGAGUGCAAAGCCAUAGUCAACUUUUCACGACUGCUUUGAUUCAAGAACUAAUUUUUCUGUAGUGUAUUUUAACUUUUGUUCUUGGUUUAUGUUCCAGACUAUUUGGUCUUCACUUUUGAGUUGCCUGGCUUGUUUUCAUCUGCCCUUCUUUGCUAUAUCUUACUUUUCACUGACUGUGUGAGAAAUAAUUCUCGCAAUACCGAUAACGUCCCUUUGUAAUGAUAUAGCAUUUUCUCAUUUGGGUAAACUGUGUAGGACAAAAGGCCCAUUGAUGUCCAUUACUGACUUCAUAUCAUCUAGCACAUCAAGAAGCACAUCUGCCUAUGUCUCCUAGCUGCAUUGAGCUGAAUAUUGUUUACUGUGGUUGGUUUGCACAUUUAGUUGCAAAUCACAAUAUUUAUAAAGUAUUUAAAUAUUAUGCAAGCUUGUCUGAACCAGCCCUUCAACUUCAUUUAAAAUCUGCCUCAAAAAUUGAUGAAUGCCUUUUUCAGUGAAUACUAAAGCAUGAGGUUAAGUGGAAGUCUUUAAAAAUACUUAUUUCACACACUGAUAUAUGGGUGUGGCAGAAUAUUCAGGAAGCCUAAUUAGAUUUUACCUAAUCUCAGAGAAAAUGAUUUGGGGUAGGGAAAUGGACAUGGGGAAAAUUAUUUCUAUGUAAUGUAGUACGUGGCCCAUUGGGGAGUUUAAAAUGUAAAUAUUAACAUAUUUUUAAGGGUACUCAGAAGUUAUUCUUCCCUUGGUGAUCAAGUUUAAUGUGGUCUGAGCAGUCAGUCCCUUUCAGAAUAUAUCAUUAUGAAGAAUGCACUAACAACAGUUAAGGUAUAAGAGAAUAUGUGAUGAUUAGCAAAUAACAGCCACAUCCUGUACUUAACAAGACUUAACAAGAGAGAGGGGAUUGUAGAAUUGAGGAGAAGCUGAUUCCUGGCUGCUAUUUGGGUCCCUACAAAUUAACCAUCACUGUGGAUUAAUAACAUCUGCCUUAUAUAGAUUCACUUUUAAUUGACUUGCUGGUACGCAGUCCAUUGUUCCAGUCAACUGUAGAUUGUAAUUUACCAUCUGAUUUAAGUCCUAUAUAUGGGAAACAUCUUUCUAUGGUAUUGGCAGAUUUCUAAUGGGAAUCCCAUUAAUUUAUUGUGAAAAUGUUACCUAACAUAAAGCAACCCCAAAGCCCUUAAAGACUUGUGAGGAUAGAUAAAAGGGCUUGUAUUGCAAUUAUGUUGUUGUUCAGUGCCUCCAUACAGAUAAGUCAUAACCUCUUGCACUAAUGUGAUUGUUGUUUUUUUACAUAUUUUGUAAUAGGUUUCUACCUUUUAAUGUACUUUGAAAAAGUCUAUACACUGGCUAAUUCUUUUAAAAAAAAUAUUGUGGCACUUCUCCACCCUGUCAGAGAAAUGUCGUUUUGGAGUUUGGGAAGGACUGUUGAAUAAAUGCAAAUGAAUUUGA
Pantherophis guttatus is the source of this 6710-nucleotide messenger RNA. It is a transcript of the gene STON2, whose product is annotated as stonin 2. Gene Ontology annotation, biological process: endocytosis; regulation of endocytosis. NCBI's taxonomy places the organism in Eukaryota, Metazoa, Chordata, Lepidosauria, Squamata, Colubridae. The record is from RefSeq and is a predicted model, not a curated record.